Molecule: messenger RNA, 1224 nt
Organism: Penicillium griseofulvum
Lineage: Eukaryota; Fungi; Ascomycota; Eurotiomycetes; Eurotiales; Aspergillaceae
Product: Sodium/calcium exchanger membrane region
Exons: 4
Coding region: 1-1224 (407 amino acids)
Biological process (GO): calcium ion transmembrane transport; intracellular calcium ion homeostasis
Cellular component (GO): fungal-type vacuole membrane
Molecular function (GO): calcium:proton antiporter activity
Source: RefSeq, a predicted model, not a curated record
AUGCCCUCUCGCCGAGACACGCCGGAAUCCCGUGGACAGCCCGGUCACCCUCAGAGUCAACAGCAAAUCCAAGAUGAUACCAAACCUUGGACUCGCAUCCAGAGGUUCUUCGAGAUGCCGACACAAAUGGGACUGAAGGAACUGAAUAUCGGUCUUGGAUGGCCAGUGAUGAUACUGCUACUUCUGGCUGGUGCUGCAAAGAUAUUUCAUUGGAAUCCGAUUAUAGUCCUCGUGGUGAAUAUUGUCGCCAUUAUCUUCUCAUCCGAGGCGAUAUCUAUCUCAUCGGAUGAACUCGCUGCUCAUCUCGGAGAACUGCAAGGUGCCUUGCUCAGUGCUACAUUCGGAAACACCGUAGAGCUUACGGCGGGCAUUCUGGCUCUGGUUCAUGAUGAGAUCGUAUUUGCGCAGUCCAUCAUGGUUGGCAGUAUUCUGUCAGAUAUUCUACUUGUCUUCGGCUGCUGCCUUGUGACAGCUUCAUACAGCAAGGAAAUUCUAGAGUUCAAUGGCGCCCUCGCAAAGACCUUGUCCUCCUUGAUGAUGAUCACAGCUGUGACGAUGCUUCUUCCAACGGCUCUCUACUCAACCUUCCCCGUAUCCGAGAUUGAUGGGAGAGUGCUAUCCUUCUCACGAGGAACAUCACUGGUACUCCUCGUGCUCUAUGGGGCCUACCUCAUCUUCUACCUUGGGACGCACAAACACCUAUUCCUUUCAGAUGAGAGAGAAAAUAGUGAUGGUGAAAAUGACGGUGAUCCAUCACCCCCCACCCGACCCAGGUUAGCUUCAUCAAUCAUCCGAUUGAUAACAGCCGUGGCCGCAACAGUCCUUUGUACGGAACUACUGCUUGAAAGCACCCAUGACAUGGCAAAGACGCUCGGAGUCUCCGAAGUAUUUAUUGCGAUUGUGUUCCUCCCAAUCGCUAGCAAUAGUACCGAGGGAAUUACUGUCAUUACCGCAUCUCGCACCGGAGACACAGACUCUGCAAUCCGAGUUAUCAUUGACAGUCUCUUGCAGAUUGGUCUGUUUGUCAUACCAUUCUUGGUGGUUAUUGGCUGGUGCAUUGCUGAACCGAUGUCGCUUUUCUUUGACUCGUUCCAGACUAUUGCCAUGUUUUUGGCCAUUCUGGUGGUUAAUCAUCUACUUCGUGAUGGACAGUACGCUUACAUCCAUGGUGCGAUGCUGCUUGCUCUGUACUCUAGUCUGGUUGUGGCCUUCUAUGCACGCUAG